Molecule: messenger RNA, 252 nt
Organism: Ailuropoda melanoleuca (giant panda)
Lineage: Eukaryota; Metazoa; Chordata; Mammalia; Carnivora; Ursidae
Product: TP53-regulated inhibitor of apoptosis 1-like
Exons: 1
Coding region: 1-252 (83 amino acids)
Biological process (GO): phospholipid translocation
Cellular component (GO): mitochondrial intermembrane space; cytosol; nucleus
Molecular function (GO): phosphatidic acid transfer activity
Source: RefSeq, a predicted model, not a curated record
AUGAAUGGGUCAGCCGCCUCCUUGAAUAGCGUAGGGGAGGCCUGCACCAACAUGAAGCGCGAGUUCAACCAGUGCUUCAGUCGCUGGUUUGCUGAGAAGUUCCUUAAGGGGGACAGCUCCAGAGACCCGUGCACUGGCUACUUCAAGUGCUAUCAGCAGUGUAUUCAGAAAGCAAUAAAGGAGGAGGAGUUUCCCAUUGAAGGACUGGAAUUCAGGGGCCAUGCCAAAGAAAAGCCCACAAGCUCUUCUUGA